AGUGCUUCAAUGACACCUCUACCCGUGUUAACAGAUUAACCAUUCACGUAUUUUGCCUCGAGUGAUGCUGAUAGUGGUGACAACAGUGAUGUCAGAUAUAUCGUGUCAGAAGUGAUACCAGAUCCACCAGUUGAUUACAACGAUACGAUGGAACUGUGGAAUGACGUUUAUCUCAACUACACAACGUUACAGUUUAACGUUAUUGCCAUUGAUAACGGGACGGUACCACACGGUGAUACAGCGUCCGUUAAUAUAACAGUUAGUAAUACGUGCGUAAUGGAUGUUCUGUUUGGGGAUAUUACAUACAUAUUUGCAGUAAACAAGUCUACUGGAGGAAUGACCCUUCGUAUACCCAAAUAUUAUGUAGUUGAUUUCCUAUGCGCAGAUGAUAUUGGACUUACAACUGGUAUUGUAUUGGACAAUAUGAUGUCAGCAUCAUCUUCCUUGGAUUCCCUGCUCACAGGACCCGGGCGAGCCAGAGUCAACGAUACAGCAAAUGCAUUCAGCGGACUGUCUGGUGGUUGGGUAGCCGGUACUGCAGAUACAAAUCAGUAUAUAGAAGUUGAUAUGAGUUUACCCUACAAGUUCACAAAGGUUCAUAUUCAAGGUCGUGAGGAUGCUGAUGAAUGGGUUACAUCAUUCAAAAUAUUAUACUAUAAUGAUUCUACAGCGGCAUGGGAUGAAUACACACACACAAAUGGCCAAAAUGUUUUUGUGGGUGUAGCAGAUAGAAACACAAUAACCCAGUUGGACUUGGACCCUGCAGUAUUGAGUACAAAGAUUCGAAUAAAUCCACAGACAUGGGCUGGAGGAAACAUUUCACUGAGACUGGAGUUAUCCGGCUGUGAACAAGCGGAACAGCUGUACUACGAUGUGAGCUGUGUACGAUGUGAAGCCACAAAUUACUGUGAAGGCGAAGGAAUCCAGAAGCCAUGUGGUAGGUGUGAUCCUUACGACCCAUUAUCUACUUGCGGUCGCAAUCCUGUAGAACAUUCAUUUGGACAUGCCUCAGAAUGCACAACUUGUCCAGAUGGCUGGAUUUGCAAAGAUGGUUACGCCACCCCAUGUGAAGAUUUUUACUACGUAGAAUGUAACUCAACUUGGUGCCCAGAUAAUUGUACCCACUGCGAACCUGGUUAUGCCUGCCUUGAUGGACGGAGAACACAGUGCCGACCUGGUUAUUAUUCAGAUGGAUUCAGGGAACACUGCUCUGCCUGUGACCCCGGUACCUAUCAAAACCAGUCUGCAUCCAGCACAUGUGUUUCUUGCCCUGCCGGACACUAUAGUGGUACUGGCAUGCCAGCAUGCGAAACAUGCGAACCUGAAGAGUAUGCAUUAAACGACGGAACAGGCUGUGUACUUUGCGCAGACGCAGUAGAGUGUCCUUGUAUGACUUUGGAUAAAUGCUUCAAUGGUACUGGAUGUUACAAUACUGGAAGUGGAACUUACCAGUGUGAACCGUGUCCUGACGGAUAUGAAGCUUCUGGUACCUCUUGUUCUGAUAUAGAUGAGUGUGCUGACAACAACCCGUGCUUCGAUUCAAGAUGUAUCAACACAGUACCUGGCUUUCAGUGUCUAGAGUGUCCUGAAGGCUACUCCGGCACAUUUGAGGACGCCUAUGCCUGGGGCGUACACCAGAGGGUGUUUGUUUGGAUGAACACAAUGUAUGACAACACGUCUUACCAAACUUGUAACGACAUUGACGAGUGUGCUGUAAAUAAUGGAGGUUGUGACUCCAGAAUGCCGUGUGUUAACACAGCGGGCAGCUAUUAUUGUGAUUUUUGCGAGACGGGAUAUAUUGGUACAAACAAGAGCGGCUGCUAUCUAGAUAAUUUCUGUAUCUCUGGCGCACAUGAUUGUAACAAUGUCUGGGCGAACUGUGUUUACUUGGGACCAGCUGAGUAUAGAUGUGAGUGUAAGCCUGGCUAUGCGGGUAACGGAGAGAGGUGCGGUUUAGACUCGGACAAUGACGGACACCCAGACAACGGAAUAUCCUGCAUCGAUUGGGGAUGCUUCAGGGACAACUGUCGCUAUGUAUCUAACAGUAACCAGGAAGAUAGUGAUGGUGAUAACAGCGGGAAUAACUGUGAUUCUGACGAUGAUAAUGACGGAAGAUGGGACUAUCUGGACAACUGUCAGUAUGUCUCUAAUUGGAACCAGACUGACACUGACGCUGAUGGUGUAGGCGACGCCUGUGAUAACUGCCCCAAUGAUAUAAAUGCUGAUCAACUAGAUACCGAUGGCGACGGUGUUGGUGACAUUUGCGACUCGGAUGACGAUGAUGACGGUGUACUUGAUGGUAGUGACAAUUGUCCGCUGGUCGCCAACGCGGGUCAGGAAAAUACAGGUGAUAGUGACACGGUAGGAGAUGCGUGUGACAACUGUAUUAAUGUUGACAACGAUAACCAACUAGACACAGACCAGAAUGGUGUAGGUGACGCCUGUGAUACAGUUGGUGGCACAAAUAAAGAUGAGGAUGGAGACAGCAUUCUUGACAUUCUGGACAAUUGUCCCUUAUAUCCUAACGCUGAUCAGUCGGACAUUGAUUCUGACGGCACGGGUGACCUAUGUGAUUCGGAUAUGGACGGCGAUAGUGUUAUCAAUGACCUUGACAACUGUCCAUAUUAUAGCAAUGUUGGUCAGGAUGACGUGGAUGGUAAUGGGGUUGGUGAUGAUUGUGAAACUGACGCAGACGGAGACAGUGUGAUUGAUAAAAAUGACACCUGUCCACACAAUCCAGCCAUCAGUACCACAAGUUUUAGCAAUUAUUUCACUGUUGAACUUGACCCUUCAGUUUCUGCUGAUGCACCGUAUUGGGAAGUCAAAGAUAAUGGGGCAGAAAUUCAACAGACAGUGCACACAUGGAUGCCUGUCAUGCUUAUAGGUGAGCAAGCUUACGGAGAGGUGGAAUACGCUGGAACUUGGUUCACAAAAUAUUCAUCGGCCUCGGACUAUUUUGGCUGUGUGUUUGGAUACACGAACAAUAGGAUGUUUUAUGUGGUCACAUGGAAAGGUGUUCACAAUAAUUACGGGGAUACGACAUACAAAGCUGGAAUUAAGGGAAUCCAGUUGAAGGUGGUAGACUCAAGUACUGGACCUGGCAGCACUAUGGCAGAGGCUGUCUGGCACAGUUAUGGUACGUCAGGAGAAACUAGACUUAUUUGGCAGGAUGCAAAUCUUCAAGGAUGGUUGCCAGAGACAUCGUAUAGAUGGUUCAUAACACACCAACCGUCCAUAGGAUAUAUCAGUAUCCAGGUAUACCGUGGUUACACGUUACUUGUUGAUUCCGGACCUUUAUACGACUCCACAAUAUCUGGAGGAAGACUUGGUGUGUUGCAGUUUGGUGACAUGUCAGUUAUUUGGUCAAAUCUGCGUGCUGAGUGCUUAGAUCAUACAAACCAGGCGUUACAUUUUGACGGAAUAGACGAUUAUGUUACGCUUGAUGAUAUACUGACCCUGCAAAUAGACGAAAGUCUUACCGUGGAGGUUUGGUUGAAACUGGAUAGCGGUUACACGACUGGACCAUAUCCCAUUUUCUGUACGUCAAAUGGCACCCUAUGUCUUUGGGUGGAGAACUCGUUGAUAUAUGGUGGAUAUGGAACACAGUCUGUAGUGUCGUCCUCAAUACUGUCUGCUGACGUCUGGUAUAAUGUCAUAUACAGGCACAGCAUAGAAGACGAUACCAUUGCUGUAUUUAUUGAUGGUGUUCAAGACGGUAUAACAGCAGGUGUGUCGAUGGUCAACUGGACUCUUGAAGCUGAGACACAUGAUCUGACGGUAUACCUUGGCAAACAGAACAAUACUUACUUCAGGGGUACAAUAGAUGAACUGCGUCUUUAUUCUGUCGCCGUACCGGAUACUGAUAUAUCCUCACACAUAAGUUUGGUAACCCUUGAAAGACCAAUGUUCAAAGAUUAUGGAGUACUACAUUUCAAGAUGGAGGAAACAGCUGGAUCGAGCAAUUUAACAAAUUCUGCUUCACUUACGGCUACUUCAGAUCUGUCCGGAUGUAGUUUUGUUACGAGUUACCAGCAAUACAAUCAAUUUGUGCUGACGUAUCCCAACAACAGACGUUAACUCUCGACACUGAAUUUAUGAGCUGUGAACAUUUUAAUUAUUGAUGCUACUGUACUGUUGUGAAGUUUCUUAACUUGGCAGUUCUGCAAGAUUAGUUCAUUUCUAUCUAAAAACGAACAACAAAGACACAACCGACGCAACCCGUUUAUGAUUGGAUAAUAAGACCAAAUGAUCUUUCUUUUCCAAGUCUAUGCUAGUAACAAGGUUAUUAAUUACAUUUUGUUAGUUAUUUCGUCGCCACAGAAUCUGCACAUGUGCCUGUUAUACAUAGUGCAAUCUUAAACUUUUGUUUAGGCAGCAAGAUUUCGCUAAGACCUACUCGUUUUAUUUUCAAUACAAUGCAUAUAGUUCGUCAUACCUUUUAAGCCGGUUGUAGACGUAACUAGAAGACAUCCUCCGCAGUGAUUAAUACUCGGUCCUUAUUUCAUACAACAUGUCAGCAAUCAGCAAAUCAGAUUAUUUGUUCAGCUUGAGCUGUCGAAUAGGUAAAGUACGUAUCAAAUAUUUGAAACGUAUCAUGCUAUGUUGCACCUUAAAUUGGUAGCAACGCGUUUUGGUAGUCACUACCAAAAUUCGGCCGAGUUUUGGUAGUCACUACCAAAACGUGUUAGACUCAACGAAAUUUGGUAGUUUACAGAAUUGUAGUACCAAAAUGCGUCGAAUAUGUAUACGAAAAACGGUAUUAAUAAAAAUCUCAUGAUUUGCAAAAAAAAAGAAAGAUAUUUUGUGACAAAUGGUCAAUAUUAUUUCAAAGAGUGUCAUGAUGGAACUUAGUCGCUCAUCCGACCUUGACCUUCUAAUCUUGAAAAUAUAUUCAGUCAAGCAGGAUCAUUGGAACACACGUGAGUCUUACUUUGACAUAUAUCGAGAGAUAUUGAAGGAACUUGGCACAACUGUUUACCACAAUUAUUUGACGCAUGACCUGACCCUGGGACAGGUUUCACAAACGCUCAUAAGUAAGUAUAGACUGUAAAGACUGUUUGAGGUUAAAAUUCUAGCGAUUCACGAGAAACGGUCACAUAAGACGGUCUGUAUAAUACCUUUAAAAGUAUAUGCAAGGUAGAUACCAAUAUAUGUAUGCAAUAUUCAUCCACCAAAAUUCUUUAGAAGUUUUCAAUGUUGUUUAAUAUAGUGAAGUGAAAUGCAAUUAAAUAAUGCAAUCCCGCAGAGAAUUUAUUCGAUGGUUACCGACUAAUUUAUUCACACACAGUUAUCGAGGUCGGCCGAGUAAAUACCAAGCACUUGUAUUUUUGUAUACCGGGCAUAACUUUCUCGUAUGUUCACCUGGUGCUGGAAAAAACUUUACGUACACCCAGGGGAGUAGGACUGCCGUUGGACUGAAUGCACAAAUGUACACUCCUGAAUUGUUACAUCUGUUUUAAAGUUGAGGUUCAGUUGCACAUUAGCUGAGCGUCUGUCUAUUACUCGACUAAAUGUUGGUAUCUUGGAAAAAUGAGCCUUAUUAUAAUAACUGAAUAUUCAGGAUAAAUACUUUAUGCGACUUGGAACGAGAACCAUAUAUAUCACAUUAGGACCUCCACAGAGGUGGCGUCGGUAGCAGCGUUCAAGUUUGCGUCCGCUUAUAAAUUUAUAUGUAAUCAGAUCCUUCGCCAGAGAAUACUGAAAGUUUAGCACCAGAGGGUGCAGAUCCUUCGCCAGAGAAAACUGAAAAUUUAGCGCUAGAGACAGCAGAUCCUUCGCCAGAGAAUACCGAAAGUUUAUCACUAGAGAGUGCAGAUCCUUCGCCAGAGAAUACUGAAAAUUAAGCACUAGAGAGUGCAGAUCCUUCGCCAGAGAAUACUGAUUCAGUGCCAGAGAGAACAGAUCCUUCGCCAGAGAAUGCUGAAAGUUUUAUCAUCAGAGAGUUCAGAUCCUUCGCCCGAGAAUACUGAAAGUUUAGCGCUAGAGAGUGCAGAUCCUUCGUCAGAGAAUACUGAUUCAGUGCCAGAGAGAACAGGUCCUUUGCCAGUGAACACUGAAUGUUUAGCACCAAAGAAUGAAGAUCGUUUGCCAGAGAAUACUGAAAGUUUAGCUCCAGAGAGUGCAGAUCCUUCGCCAGAGAAUACUGAAAGUUUAGUACCAGAUAGUGCUGAUCCUUCGCCAGAGAAUACUGAUUCAGUGCCAGAGAGAACAGAUCCUUCGCCAGAGAAUACUGACAGUUUAGCGCCAGAGCGUACAGAUUCUCUUGAUCCUCAGAUAAAGUGUACCGUUCCUCAGCCAGAGAAUAUAGAUUCUUAGCCGGAUACUUUAACUUUGCUACGAUUAAUUGAGAGACAGCGUCAUAGGAAUAAAAAAAGUGUGUAUUCCCUCUAUAUUUCGCUUUGAUAUGCUACCAUUGCACGUACAAAUUCAAAUAGUGAAAAUUUGUCUGAAGGAGAAUCCAUCAAAUACGAUUUGUUUUAAAUAAAGUGGAGCAUUUUUGAGAAAUAAUUAAGUUAACAGGAAUUCUCAGACCCAGCAUCUACCUUUCUGAAGGAAUAGCAGAGGAAGUCUGCAAAUAAUCAGCCUUUAGAGGAGUCUUUUAAAAUGAGGAAGAAAUAGCGGUUAAUUUUAGAAAUAAAAAAAAUGUGAUAAAGGAACCAAGAUGGUCAAAUACACUAGUCUUUGUUCAGUCUAACGCAAUUUGGUAGUGACUACCAAAACUCGGUCGAACUUUGGUAAUGACUACCAAAACUCGGCCGAAUUUUGGUAGUGACUACCAAAACUCGACCGAAUUUUGGUAGUUUCUACCAUAAUGCGUUGCUACCAUUUGGAGGCGCGGUAAUGGAACGCAUUUUGGUAGUUUCGUCUACUUCAGUGGCUGGGCUCAUUUUAAUGAUACACACGAAUGAGGAAAUAACAACCCAAAAAUGUUAAAUUCUGAGAGUGCAUAAGGGGUCUUAAACAUAUCUAAACGAAAGUCAGAAAUACGAUAUAUAUUAUAUAUAUCGUUUCAUGUAGGUUUGAGGGAUCAUAUACGAAGCUUACUUCGCAGUAAGAUAAACUGUCGUCAUCAUUAUUUUCAUCCUCAAUAUCAUCUCCACAAUCAUCAUUUUUCAUUAUUAGUUAUUAUCAGUUUCAUUAUCAUCAUUAUCAUCACUACCAUUAUCAUCAUCAUACAGGUCGUCAUAACCAUUGAUUAAAUUCUAUGAAAAUUAAACAAUUUAACAACACAAGCAUAUAUACGUUACUUUGAUUACAAAACAUUUAAAUAAUUGUAGGGUAUGCACUGUCAAGUUUAAGAAUUGAAAUGUAUGCAAAACACAAUCAAGAACUGUAAGAAAUAGGAAAAUGCUGAUCAUGUGAUUAAUAUGUUUAAUUCUAUGGAAAUUAAUCAUUUUCACAACACAUGCAAAAUAUACGUUAUUUUGAUUACAAAACAUUUAAACAAUUGUAGGGUAGCUCUAUGCAAAGCUAAAGGAAAGCUGCUGGUUAUCAAACUUGCGCGAGAUAGUAUGCCUAUAAAUAUUCUGACCAAGUUUGGUGAACAAUAACAUCGGACAAAAACUGCUCAUUUAAGAAAGCGGAAACUGUCAACAUUCACAAUUCUGAGUUAUUCGAGGGACAUACCUCCAGAGCUACUGAAAUGAUCUGACUGGUUAUAGAUCUUGACCAAGAUAUAAUGCAAAUCAGCAUACUGACCAAGUUUGGAGGAUAUUCGAAAAGAUUGCUUAAGUUUAAGAGUGGACGCUGCCAAUACUUGCAAUUUUGAGCAAAUGAAAGGGCGAAACUCUAGAACUACUGGGACGAUCCGGCUGAUUAUCGAACUUGUCCCAGAUGUUAAGAUUCUGACCAAGUCUAUAGAACACUGGAUAAAAAAUGCUCAAGUUAGAUAGCAAACAACUUUUGGAGUCGCCCGCCCACCGCAGGUGUUCUUGCAAUGCGUCGUAUACAAAUAAAGAAGAAAGCCAAAAUCUGCGAUAAAUAUUAAGAGAAAAUCAUUCGCAUAUAUGUACAUAAAUAAUAAGAUACAUGACGUUGUAUACCUCAUUGCGGAGCAAGUUUCAUUUCUGAGUAAAUUAUAUAUUUCUUACAAAUCUAAACACACAGAACCCACCAUUUCCAUGUGUUGCCAGAGGAGGACCCCAAAAUACCACUCGCAUGUAUACAUCAAAAUCAAAAUCAAAAUCUAACGACGGAGAAUGCAGUUUUUGGAAAAUUAGUCCAGUAAGCCCAGGCCCACAUUUUACCAUUUUUUUACGCUGUGUUUCAAAGAUAUCUGUGAUUUACUCUCGAAACCCCUCACCUUUAAAGAGAGAAAAAUUAAUUUGGCCGGAAAUAUUUAUCUGAGACCCCUUUACACGGCAAUCAGAAUUCACCAUUAUGGUUAUGUUGGAUGUUUUAAAAAAUAUUUUGGUGGAGGACCCACGUGCCUUCCUCACAUAUAUAAUCCGUUUCACACAUAAAUGUGUCAAUGUUAUUGCAAAGGAAACGUCGUUAGAAGCACCUUUCACACUCUCUGGAAUCUACAUUUUGGUUGUUUUAUACGAAAACUAUAUAUGGAGAGAGGAACUUCGAACCAUUUUUAUGAGACAUUCAAUCCUUUUAUCUCUCUCUUUUAUGCGUAAUGCAAAAAAUGAGCUCAGCCCCCGGUGUAGAAAAAGCUAUCAAAAUACGUUCCAUACCAUGAUCCUUAACACAUCAUAUGUACCAUUGCAACGUAUUUUGUCGCUACCAAAACUCGGCCGAAUUUUGGUAGCGAAUACCAAAACGCGUUGCUACCGUUUUGAGAUGUAACAAUGCUAUUAUACCUGUAAGGUUGAAAUACUCAAGAUAAUAUGGGAUGGUAAUUUAUUUCUAUGAAGUCUAUCAUGAUUAUAAGGCUAAUUUGGUCACAAUAGUGUCUUUGCUGUCCCAAAAAAUAGGAUCAUAGGUUGUACACUGUGGAAUUUAUAAAUCUUUCGCUAGUGUCACAUACAUUGACAAAUCCUUAAUGUUACGGAUGAACAUAAAACGCCAUUUUCUAGAUAAUAUAGAUUAUAAUCAAGUAGCGUCUUUUCUUACUUUUUAACAACUUACAUAUUUUUUUAUUUUAGUGUUUUUUUAGUUAGCAGUUUAAUGCGCACUAUUGUGUCAUGUCUGUGUCACGUCACCAUUACGGAGAAUCGCUAUGAAAUUUAUAUGGGGUUUCUUUUUUUUGCGGUUUCGUCGGGGGGGGGGGGGGGGGGGGGGGGCGUCAUUCGUGGCGCGGUGGUCAUGUCAUGAUUGAUAUGCUCCUGUUAAUAUUUUACAUGUUUAAUUUAGCAAUAUAUCAUAUAUUUAUUAGCGAAAUAAUUCUUUGUAUUACAGUGAUACUUAAAAGUUGCUCUUAUGCGAACUUGCUUCAUUUUACUGUUAUUUUAUGUUAUUUUGUUUUGUUUUUAUUUUCAUUUAAUUUUGCAUUUUCAUUGUUGUAUUAUUGAACGUCAGGCUGACAUAAAUGUAAGUCAUAAGACAACUUUACAGCUUUUGCUGGUGGGGGAGACUUAAGGUGCCCCUUCUUGUAUUAUUUCAUGCCUAAGUGGGCACUGUAGUAGGACUAACUAGCUUCCCUAUGUCAGCUUCGUGACAUGAAAGAAUUUUAACACUCCAAGCUUCAAACUAACAGCGGGAAGGUGCAAGUGAUUCGAAGUCAGAGAGCUUAACGACUAGAAUUUAACCCGUUAAACUUCAUAGAAUGAUUGGCUGUGCUCAAUCAAUGACUCAUAUUGCUUGGGGGCUGCAGAUCAAUGUCACAGUGGCAUUUGGACUAAAGAUAUUUUACAGUACACAACACAACCCGUGGGCCUACUGUCUUAGAGGGGAUUCGUGGCCAGGUGAUUAAGAUCGCCGGAUAUGUGCCAUCGUCACUGCGGGUUCAAAAUGUUGUUUAUGGCGUAGAAUUCUUCCAUGUGAGGAAACCAUCCAGUUUGCUUACGGAAGGUCGAUGGUUUACACAGAUGCGCAUCUGUGAUUGAUUAGUGCUCACAGGGGCACCUCGUGUCUUCUUCACCAUCAAAAACUGAAAAGUCACCAUCUGACCUAUAAUUGUGUCGACGUGACGUUAAACUCUAAAAAACAAAAACUCAUAAUCUGUCAAACUUUUAGGAUGAUUACUUGGGUCCGUUACUUCAGGGUUAGUAGAUCAAAGGUCAAUGUCACCGUGACCUUGAGAGUGAAAAGUUUUCAGAUCAAUAACUAAAGAAAACAGCAUACUGUCCUCAAACUCAUAGAAGGGUUGUCAAUAGAUUAAAUUGACAUUGAAAAUGCAAAUUGUUUCCAUUCAUUAAAUGAAACAAUCGUUGUCCUAAUGCCGGUGUAUUUUACUUGAUGAUUGACUAGUUGAUAGGUACCGUCACAUCAACGGUCAAUGUCACAGUUACCCUAUUGUUGAUCAUUAUAUUUACUUAAAUUACUAUUACCGGGCCUAUAGCCGAUGAUUGCAUUCUGGUCACUUUAUGAGCAUUUUCUUUUAUUGUCGAGGUUAACAUCGCAAAGGUUAAGGUCACGGUGACCUUGUUGAACCAGAAAACUGAUUCUGGUCAAUAACUGGAGCAGGCGAGGACCUUUGCAACCUUCAGACUUAAUGAAAUGAUUGCCUGUGUUCAGCAGAAUACCCGGAAAUACUCUAGUGCUUAGGUCGUGAUCAAAAUGAAAUUCUCGGUGACCUUGGGGCUGAAAAUUGUUUCUUGUCAAUACCUAGAAAUACGUUGGAUUCAUCAAAUGUCAUACUCCCAUUGCCUGUGAUCAAAGGAUACUGUCAAUAGUGUUUGUCAGCAGCAUACUUCAUAUUGCACAUACAUACCUGGGCACUUCUAACAGGCUAUCUCUUGUUUAAUGUUUGUUGAUUAGUUGUGUUUGUUGCAUAGAAUAUCUUUUGUCAUUUCUUUUCUAUAUUAAGUAAAAAAAAAUGCACCGCAAACAUAGUAUGGUUUAACUCUUGAAACGAAUGUUCUUUGUGAAAUGGAUGGAUAUUGCAUGUUAAUUCACAUUUCCAUUUAAAUUAACCACAUAUGAUGAAAAUCAGUAUCAGAUAGCUCCAUAAUCAACUUGUAUGAUGGUUUCCGGAGAAAUCUAUUCACCCUCUGAUGAACACAACUUGAGAAAAGGGUGACAGUAGUCGGACUCUCACCUGCAUUUUAAUUAGUUAAGUCAUUAACUAGCCUGACCUGUUUUUGUACAAGUGUAUUAAUUCUUGAUAUUUUGCUGGUCAAAGUAUCAAAUUCAUUUGUUACUCUGUUCUCUAAAUAAAACACUAACAAUUAUA
Molecule: messenger RNA, 11281 nt
Organism: Mercenaria mercenaria
Lineage: Eukaryota; Metazoa; Mollusca; Bivalvia; Venerida; Veneridae
Product: thrombospondin-3-like
Exons: 24
Coding region: 148-4077 (1309 amino acids)
Biological process (GO): cell adhesion
Cellular component (GO): extracellular region
Molecular function (GO): calcium ion binding
Source: RefSeq, a predicted model, not a curated record